AUGUCUCUCGCCAACCUGGCCCUCCACCAAUCACCUGCAUCCCUCACUUCUUCAAGAUGUCGCUUUCCCCUAACCGUACCUAACCCCGCUUCAAAUCUCACAUUUCGGUCCGGACCAUCCAGGCCUCUAGGCAUCCGAGCCUCCGCCGAGCCUGAACCAUCCCAAACCUCCGACUCUUCAUCCACGUCAGCAGUGAAGGAGCCAGCAGCUGGCAAGGCAGCAGCUGGCAAGCCAGCGGCCGGCAAGGGGUUCGGGAAGGCGCCGCAGCAGCCGGCAGUGGUUCGGCGGCCGGCGCCGUCUCAGCCGUUGCUGUCGACUCGGCCGGUGGGCGAGGAGGAGAAGAAGGCGGCGGAGAUCGAGACGGCCGUGGUGGCUUCCUUAGGGUUCGUCUUCCUCCUCAUCAUCCUCGAAGGGUUGUUUCUCGCCGCUGCCGGUGCGUGCAAUGCGGGGGACUUGUGUGUGGGGGGGGGGUUGUGGGGGGGGGGGGGGGGAGGUGGGGCUGGGAGGGGGAAGGGAAGAGGAAGGGGAGGGGGCGUGGGGGGUGCUUGUGGGGAUGGCGGGGUUGGCUUCCUAUCGGAGGAGCUGGAUCAGCUGGCAAUGGAUCUCGUGUAUCCCGCUUUCUCCCCCACCGUGGCUGUUUUCCUCCUGGGCGCCACAGCCUAUGGUGCCUUCAAGGUCAUCGGCAUCGGUGGCAAGAAGCAAUAA
Messenger RNA from Closterium sp. NIES-65, 705 nucleotides. The record is from the annotation of a GenBank genome assembly. Lineage: Eukaryota; Viridiplantae; Streptophyta; Zygnematophyceae; Desmidiales; Closteriaceae.